This is a messenger RNA of Daphnia carinata, 734 nucleotides long. Its product is annotated as apolipoprotein D-like. The transcript has 6 exons. NCBI's taxonomy places the organism in Eukaryota, Metazoa, Arthropoda, Branchiopoda, Diplostraca, Daphniidae. Gene Ontology annotation, molecular function: pigment binding. Bases 99 to 734 code for a protein of 211 amino acids. The record is from RefSeq and is a predicted model, not a curated record.
CACUCACGUUGUCCUGGUAAGUAAAGCAACCGCUGGCUCCUAAGCUUGAUUCCACAUUCAGGAUUUGUCAGAUAGUUGUCGACUGAAGGCGAAUUACGAUGCAGAUUCACGUGUUAUUCUUCAUCACCUUUCUGAAUCUCGUGCAGAUGAAUCGUGCGGAUGAUUACGGUUGGGGAGAGUGCCCGAAAGUGAAACCUGUAUCCAACUUUGAUUUCACUAAGUUUUCCGGUCUGUGGUACGUGAUCCAAAAAUUUGACUUGUCUUCGCCGUGCUGGACAUAUUAUUUCGUCAACCAGAACGGCAUACAAAAGGUCAUCCAAAGCCAAAAUCAGACGAUAAAUGAGCGUGAACCGGGAAAAACGCCAGGCAACAUAGGGACGCUGGAAAUCGUUAAUGCCACUGAACCUGGUUUUAUGAACGUUCGAUUUUCUGACAAUAUACUUGGAAAAGCUGAUUACACUGUAUACUUUACCGACUACGAGAAUUACGGAGCGAUUUUCAGAUGCCAGAAAGUCUUGUUUGGUCAUCGACGAUCGGCUACCAUUUUAUCCAGACAACCGUACUUGACACCAUCGCUUCGGAAUCAGGCUCGGGCAAAACUGAUAAGCUUCAACAUCGAUAUCAGCUCCUUCAAAAGCACCGAUCCCAUGUUUUGUAAAAACCCAAGGGGAUCUGCAGACGAUACUGUUGGCCGAAGAAACAACACGCAGGAAUGGUUUUUGCCAGAGAACUGA